Molecule: messenger RNA, 1620 nt
Organism: Rhizoctonia solani
Lineage: Eukaryota; Fungi; Basidiomycota; Agaricomycetes; Cantharellales; Ceratobasidiaceae
Exons: 5
Coding region: 1-1620 (539 amino acids)
Source: RefSeq, a predicted model, not a curated record
AUGUCUAGGAUCCGACCUGACCGCCUUCCGGGCGCAUCGUAUGCUGGCUCUAACGCACUAGUUGUCGCCCAGCGGAAAGUACUCGGUCUCAAAGAUCCAUUUAACAUUACAUUCGAUGAAGGAAACGAUAGCCAGCCUAUGACCAAAUGGUAUAAUGAUCAUAAAGAUAACCCCUACGUCCAGACCCUACAGCUGCGUAAAGAGACUAGCGGACCGUUCUAUCACGAGUUUGUUGUGUUUCGCCUUCGAGCGGGCACGUACUGGCGAAUCGACAGGCGUCAGCUACCUGAUGAAAAAAAGCCACUCGACUCAGCGUUUGGGGAUGGAGUAACGGCGCAAGAUACAAUUGAGCAAGUAAGCUCGCUCGAUGGUGUGAUGCACGGUCGCUCGAGUUGCAUGGUCGAGCUGGAGUUCAAAGUCCAGGUUCACAUAGGACUUGUCCUCCGAGCGUGCCGCUCGAUUCAGAAACACGCAAGGCGGUACACUCUACAGAAGCAUAACUGUUAUUUCUUCGCCCAAGCGCUGACGCUUUGUGUAGCAUGCGGGGCUUCGGAUUGGGCAGGUGUGGGCGAACAGGCGAGUGUAUAUAUGCCUCGCAUUCAAACUACGCAAAGUACUCACCCUCCAAACUUGGAACAGAGCAAGAGAAAGGGCCCCUGGAUGUCGCCAAACGGUCCAUUUACAGACUUUUGUAAAGAGUUUGACUUGGAGAAUGAGGCUCGUCUGGCUAACUUUAAAUGGAACCCUACCGACAUCUUUACUCAUGACUGGGAGAAACUUUCGCGACUGUCGCGUGUGCUUAUCCAUACAAGUCCAUUAUUGAGACAUGCCGAUCAUUGCAAGUUUUGCUCAGAAUCUCAGACUGUUCACCGCCAGCGCAGCCUAGGCGGCGAAGUCGAUCGCCUCAAGAAUGAACUCGUAGAAUACUGGAACAGAGUGUUUCGUGAAAUCCUUGAAAAGUCCUAUCUGGCGAAUCAUAGACGACUUGUUUCGAGUGGUGUGUGGAGCUUAGUUUCGCAAAAUGUAGCCGACAAAGAUUGUAAGCAAGUGGUGGAAAACAGCAUCGAAGAGGUUAGAGAGAGAUGGGGAGAAUAUGCCAAGGGCCGGGUGGACAAACUUUUUGGAAAUGUGGAAGAUCUCCUCGAUCCGAUGGAGAUUUGUGAUGCUUGGUAUCCAAACCCCGACGAGUGGAAACUAACGUGGACAUGCAAAGAUGGAGGACCGGUUCAAGCUGCAAUGGAUGAAUGGCAGAAAGAAAUACGAGCCUUUGUCGAAUCGGAGAUCUCUCACCUGGAAGCGGCUCUUGAACAUCAGACAAUUCAAGCUGGCCUAAAGGCCCAGGAAGCAGCAAUGCGCGCACGUCUUAUAUCAUUUGACCAGUCUAUGGCGAUUAAAAUCCUAGUUGCCCAACGUGAAGGGGAUCUAAUAGUUCCAGAAGGUGCGGCUCCCGCCGAUCAGCGAACGGUGAUGUCCGGAAAAACAAAAAGAUCAGGGAAGACAAUGAGAACAAUCAACACUGUGUUGACUAAGGGAGCUAUUCUGCUAAAGAACAAGAUGCUUCGUUUCUUUGAUGAGAAAACAGAUAGAGGAGUUGAUCAGAUUGCACGCCGAUCGCGUUGA